Messenger RNA from Microbotryum saponariae, 2344 nucleotides. NCBI's taxonomy places the organism in Eukaryota, Fungi, Basidiomycota, Microbotryomycetes, Microbotryales, Microbotryaceae. The record is from the annotation of a GenBank genome assembly.
AUGGCGGCACAGGACGUGCUCCCCCCGCCUGUGCAGGACUCGGUCGACAUCAGCCAUACACCUCUCAUCCCUUCCACCUCGAGCGCACGACCCGAUGCGCACACCCAACGCUAUGACCGCCAAUUGAGGUCAGUCUGACGCGCGCUGCGAGCUGCGAGCUGCGAGCUAUAGGAGAUUGCCGCUGAGCCGACUCUGGCCGCAUCACAGGCUGUGGGCCAAGUCGGGUCAAUCCGCUCUGGAGAAUGCGGAUAUCCUCGUCGUGAAUGCGACCGCUACGGCUGCUCAGACGCUCAAGAACCUCGUUCUUCCCGGUCCGUCACUUCCGCUCGACUCAUGUGGGGUUCGAGCUCCACCUCGGCUUGGGAACGGCCAACUGCAACUGACCUGACCGGACUCUCCUCGACGCUCGCCAGGUAUUGGCAAAUUCACCCUCCUCGAUCCAACCAAAGUUCAAGGCUCCAGCAUUGGCAACAACUUCUUCCUCGACCCGACCAGCCUCGGCAAGAACAGGGCCGAGCAAGUGACCCAGUUCUUGCUCGAGAUGAACAGCGACGUCAAGGGGGAGGCCAUAGUAGAGGUGUGUUCGCGCCCCCGUACGGCUUUCCAACGGACCGAGCUGAUCUCUUGCGGCCAUACACGACUACCAGGACCUCUCCUCGCUGCUCUCGACCUCACCCGAAGCGCUCGAAAAGUACUCGCUCUUCAUCGCCGUCGACGUCAACCCGACCGACUUGCUCCAGCUUUCAGACCUCGCAUGGAAGUACCACACCCCCCUUAUCAAAGUACGAUCCUGUGGUUUCUACGGGUCCUUGAGGACUCAAAUCAACGAAUUGCCUAGCAAGUCCCUCGAAAGCUCUCUCUCAAAAUGAAAGCGAUCCUGGCUCAUCCGAGACUUUUUCGUCCCACAGUCGUCGAGACCCACCCCGAGAGCCUGAUCGACCUCCGAGUGCAUCACCCGUUCCCCGAACUGAUCGAGUACGCCAACAGUUUCAAUUACGACCGCAUGGACAGCGCCGAGUUUGGCCACGUCCCCGCCGUCGUCAUCCUCGUCAAGGCGUUACAGGAAUGGCGAGAAAGCGUGAGGAUGAGCUUUACGCUCAGUAUAAAGACCCUGUAUUUGUACUGAAAAAAUCCCUUCCAUCGUCUCUCACUUAGCACGAAGGGAAAGGACCCAGUACGACGACCGAACGCAAGCAAUUCGCCGACUCGGUCCUGGCCAAGAAGCGCCAGCACGACGACGAGAACUUUGACGAAGCCGUGACCUUGUUCAGGAGAGCGGGAACAAAGACGGGAGUGCGUCGCGCCACCUGGAUCGUCCCAGGUCAACUUUACUUUGAAGAAAGAUGCUGACUCUCGAAUUGCCGUGCACAGAUCCCGAGUGAAGUGCAGGCGUUAUUCGACGAUCCGUCGUGUAGCGACGUUUCUGCCUCUGUGCGUCAAUGAGCCACGUCGAGUUCCCUGGGUAUCCCAGCUGACUUAGACGGGAAGGAUCGCGCACAGUCCGCCAACUUUUGGCUUCUCCUGCACGCCGUUCGUCUCUUCACCCUUCACGCAUCGAACCCGUCCGGUCUUUUACCCCUCUCCGGAGCUCUCCCCGACAUGAAGGCGCAUUCCUCCGUCUACGUCGGUCUACAGAACGUCUAUCGCACCAAAGCCCAACAAGAUCUCCACCUCGUCACUUCCUUACUCUCCCAACUCCUCCAAUCGCUAGGUCUCGAUCGCUCCCGAAUCGAAGUAGAAGAGAUCGAGACUUUCGUCAAACAUUCGGCCUACCUCAAAGUCGUACGAGGGAGGUCCUUGAGGAUGGAGAUGGAGCAAUCCUUGUUGAGCGAAAAGGGAAAGUUGAAGGAAGUGAUCGAGGCGGCGAAAUGGGACGAUGUACCUACGCGUGCUAUGGAGAUUUAUUUGGCGUUGAGGGGGGCUGAGGUGUUUUAUGAGAGGAGGGGCAGGGAGCCGGGGACUGGGGAAGGGGAUGAGGACGGUACGGCGGAUAAGGAAGACUUGGUGGGGAUCGUCAAGGAGGUUGUGGAGGGGUUGGGAGGGGGAUGGGACGAAGAGGCGUGGGAGGAAAUUGAAAAGACGUGUUGGGAAGUGUGAGUUACCAUUGAGGUGGCUUCUCGUCAGCUUUUACGGGUGGCUCCGGCGAAUCUUGAAAGCUGAAGCCGCUCAUUGGACGUUUCACAGCUGUCGAGCAGGCGGGUCGGACCUCCCUCAGAUUGCUGCUUUGUUGGGGGGGAUGGUCGCACAGGAGGCGAUCAAGAUCGUGACUAAGCAAUAUGGUCCGCUCAAUGGGACGUGCGUGUUGAAUGGCAUUGCCUCGGCGACAGGGGUCAUCAAGGCUUGA